CGCCCCUACUGACCCUGAAGCUCGGUCCCCGCUCCGCGCCUCCCAGAGCCAGGAAGGCUACCGUUUGUUUUUCCGGCGCCCGGGAUACGGGACAGGCCCCGCCCCGAGUCCGCUGCGCUGGAGCCAAGCGGGCGCGGGUCGGGGCUGGCGGCCACCUCUAUCAACAGGUGCAGCGGACUCUAAGCGCCCCCACGUGCCAUGGGCUCGGACGUCUGGGUGGGCCCUUGGCGGCCGCACCGGCCCCGCGGCCCCAUCGCAGCGCUCUACACUGGCCCGGGACCCAAGUACAAGCUACCACCGAACACCGGCUACACUCUGCACGACCCGUCGCGGCCCCGCGCCCCCGCCUUCACCUUCGGCACACGCCUCCCCACGCAGCAGACGCCGUGCAGCCCGGGGCCUGGCCACCUGGUGCCCGCGCGCAUGACCGUGCGCGGCCCAGACGGCGCCCCAGCCUACUCCAUCUGCGGCCGCCCGCGCCACGCAGCGCCCUUCCUCACUCCCGGACCGGGCCGGUACUUCCCGGAGCGAGCAGGGAACGCGGCGUACCCGAGCGCGCCUCGGCACACCAUCGCUCCCCGAAACUGGGGCGUCCACACGGAGAAGCACACCCCAGGUCCCGCGGCCUACACAGUGCCCUCGCUCCUGGGCCCGCGUGUCGUCGGGAAAGCCUCGGCUCCAACUUACUCCCUCUACGGCCGCAGCGCAGUGGGCAGCGUCUUCGAGGACCUCAGCAAGACCCCGGGUCCCUGCGCCUACCACGUGGUGAACCCCGCCAUCUACAAGUCUCGGGCCCCCCAGUUUACGAUGCUGGCGCGGACUUCGCUCCCCCAAGACAAGGCCCAGAACCCCGGGCCCGCAGCCUACAGCGUGGACCAGGUGUUCUGCAGCCCAGGGUCAAGGGUCAGAGGGGGGCUGAAGGUUCAAGGGCCGAGGUUGGGGACAAGGUCCCAAGGGAAGCCGGCUCCGUUGGAGUCAGCUACGCGUCCUUCCUCUGCAGCACCGGAAGCCCCGCGGCUGGACCUUCGGGAUUCGGCACUCGGACUACGUGGCCCGGACGGUGACUGACAUGGACUGAGCCCAGGAGGGCACAGCCCCACGCGAGUCUGCUUAAAGCUUCCGGAGCCA
This is a messenger RNA of Manis javanica (Malayan pangolin), 1128 nucleotides long. The record is from RefSeq and is a predicted model, not a curated record. NCBI's taxonomy places the organism in Eukaryota, Metazoa, Chordata, Mammalia, Pholidota, Manidae.